GUGGAUUGUGAUGCGUCGCCAUAUGCGAAGAACUCGAUCUAGCAAGACAUUAGCGCCUAGCAUUCAUUGCUGCAACGUUCCUCACUGCGACUGGUAUGAAGAGCAGGCCAGCAGAUAAGGAUAUGCGGCCUGCCGGGCCCCGCAUGGCGAAAGGAUUUGACGCUCUUCCCACGAGAAGGUGGAUACAGCGCUUGUCGUGCUGAAUAUUGCACGGUGCGGCUACGCGACAUUGCCGUGCUCGGGCGCACGCAAUUGUUACCCCUCAUGGCCCUCCCAGCCGGCCGGAUAUUUGCAGUAGAGACUGGCGAAUAUGCAGAUGAUCAUUUGGCCGUGCGCAUCAACACCAAGGCCUCAUCAUCUCUUGAAGGCAGCAUCAGGCACAUGAAUCAAAUGCCAGCGCUGGAGCAUCGAUGCAUCCACAAAGACACCGAUCUGGUUCGUGGCUACCUGCUUGCUGCUAACGGCUGUUACGUGGGAGCGGGUGUGCGCCCUAUCAUGCGCAAGGACAACAUUGAAGCAGGCAAAGAGCAACUCACGGAGCUGCACAUUCGGAACACAGUGCCUAUCCAGUAUUGCGGUUAUCGCGUCCAGCGCGGCGAGCGCGGCUUCGAUGAAUCCCAAGACGGUUCAAGCUGGACGAGUGUUCGUGGAGCUGCUGGCAUUAAUUUGGACGUCAGUGGUCCAUAA
This is a messenger RNA of Sphaerulina musiva SO2202, 687 nucleotides long. RefSeq lists its product as uncharacterized. The record is from RefSeq and is a predicted model, not a curated record. The transcript is spliced from 4 exons. NCBI's taxonomy places the organism in Eukaryota, Fungi, Ascomycota, Dothideomycetes, Mycosphaerellales, Mycosphaerellaceae. Bases 265 to 687 code for a protein of 140 amino acids.